Molecule: messenger RNA, 3209 nt
Organism: Frankliniella occidentalis (western flower thrips)
Lineage: Eukaryota; Metazoa; Arthropoda; Insecta; Thysanoptera; Thripidae
Product: protein Wnt-10b-like
Exons: 6
Coding region: 612-1958 (448 amino acids)
Biological process (GO): cell fate commitment; multicellular organism development; neuron differentiation
Cellular component (GO): extracellular region
Molecular function (GO): cytokine activity; frizzled binding
Source: RefSeq, a predicted model, not a curated record
ACACACUCCGGGACGGGGAGCACGCCAACGCCGUGUCGUCUGCUGCCUCCGCGCCGGCCUGGACAGCUCUCUCGACCUGGGCACCGCGUCCUCCGACCCGAACGACAACAACAACGACGUCGGCGACUCGGUUGCGUCCUGCUGGCUGGACGACUCCAGUGCGACUCCAGUCGGGCGCUCGUGUGUGCCUCCGAGUCCACUUUCGCCGGCUAUGGGCAACCUCGCGGAGUCCAGCGCGCCGCGUCAGUGACAGUGUUCAUGUGUGUGUGUGAGAGUGUGUGUGAGUGACUCGUCACGUGACGGUGCUGUCAUGUCAAUAAGGACGCGGCAGAGCGAUUGCGCCAGAAGGUGAUUCUUUGGGGAGACGACGACGUCCGAGCAGAGAUAAGAUAGUUCCGUUUCCCGUCGAGAGAGAGAGAGAAGUCUUCCGCGGUGCAGCCCCGGCGGCGCAGCAGCAGCAGAAGAGAGAAGGAGCGCCAAAGCUAGACGCCGCGAGGCAGCCGGGCAGCGCGGACCACGUGCACACAUCGGACUGGUGGAGUGAGCGCUGCCGCAUGCAGCAGGCACGGCGGCGGCGGUAAGGGCGCAUGGGCCAUGAGACAUGACGCGCCAUGCUCUCGGCCAUGCUGCGCGCCCCGCUGCUCUCCCUGCUGGCCCUGCUGCUCGCGCUCGCCAGCGCCGCUGACGCCGCCAGGAGGUCCGGGUCGCUGGCGGGCGGGGGCGCGGGCGCGCUCGCCUACGAGGAGGCCGGGCUGGCGGGCGCGCUGCUGUGCCGCACGCUGGCGGGCCUGAGCCGCGACCAGCAGGCGCUGUGCCGCCGCCAGCCCGACGCGACGUGGACGGCGCUGCAGGGCCUCCGCGUCGCGUCCAACGAGUGCCAGCAGCAGUUCAAGAGCCAGCGCUGGAACUGCUCGACGCUGUCGCCCCGCGGCCUGGCCGGGCUGGCGGGCAACCCUCAGGGCGCCGCCCUCAUGCAGGCAGGCUUUCGGGAGUCGGCGUUCGCGCACGCCAUCUCGGCGGCGGGCGUGACCCACGCCAUCUCGCGGGCGUGCGCGCGGGGCCAGCUGCUGGACUGCGGCUGCGACCACUCUGAGGUGUCCGACAGCGGUCGCCUGUCCUGGGUCGGCGCCCGCGCCCUGGGCACCGGCGCCCCCGCCGCCAACGCGCCCGGCGCCAGGAACUUUCCCGCGGCGCGCUGGAAGUGGAGCGGCUGCUCGCACAACGUCUUCUUCGGCGGCGACUUCGCCAAGGCGUUCCUGGACGGCAGGCGGCCCGCCACCGACAUCCAGGCGCGCGUCAACCAACACAACAGCCGCGCCGGCAGACUGGCGGUGAAGACCAACAUGCAGGUGCGUUGCAAGUGCCACGGCGUGUCGGGGUCGUGCGAGCUGCGGACGUGCUGGCGGGCGGCGCCCGACUUCCGCACGGUGGGCUCGGCGCUCAAGGAGCGCUUCCAGGCGGCCGUCCUCGUGGACCAGAGCAACCUGGGCGGCGGCCACCCGCUGCUGCGUGACAACCGCGCCCGCAACCGCGCCAACAGGCGCCCACCCUCGGCACCCGCGGAGGACGAUGACGCCGACGACGGUGGCGACGACACCAUCGGCGGCGACGUGACCAACAACAGGCCGUACCGGCAGCGGCCCAAGCGGCGGCCGCGGCCGCGCCGCCGGCCCGCGCGCGACCUCUCCCUAGACCUCCUGUACCUGCAGCGCUCGCCCAACUUCUGCGACAAGGACGCGUCCGUGGGCUUCCCCGGCACGGCGGGCCGGCGCUGCGAGCGCGACCCCCUGGCCGCGGGCGCCGACCCCGCCGAGGCGUGCGACUCGCUGUGCUGCGGCCGCGGGUACAACCUGGUGCGCGCCAACCACACGCGCCGGUGCCAGUGCUCCUUCAUGUGGUGCUGCCAGGUCAAGUGCGAGACCUGCACCGUGGACGAGUGGGUGGCCGUGUGCAAGUAGCAGCGGGCAGCGCUCCGGCGCGCCGUGGAGGUAGGCAGCCCAUUCGACGGCCCGGACCGGCGGCCUGGCCCACCCCGCCCCUGCCUCCUGUGCAGCAAACCAAAGCAUCAGGGAGGUCCACUUGGUGGCCCGACAGAUCCCUGGACCACAGCAGUCUAAGUCAAGAGUGAACCGAUCACUUCAAUGUUUAAAGCAAAUAGAUGAAAGGCGGGGAAUCUAUCCUUAAACCACCCCCACUUGGUUUACAUGGCCACAAUGGCAUUCAUUUAAAAAUUACCUGUGGGCCAGUCAAGAACCUCUCUCUUUUCAUCUUUGAAUCAUUUGUAAAAUAUUAUGAAGUGUAAUUGAGAUUAUUGCUAUAACCCUGUCAUGAAUUAUUUAUUGGCAAACCUCUUGCUCUAAUUUACCAUUUUAUUUAUGAAUUAAGAUAAAAUUGUUAAAUAUUCUGUUAGUUUUACUAAUAACGGCUUCCAUGACAUGUAAUUUACCCAUGAUGAUGAACUGUGAUGGAUAUGAUGUGAAAUAAAACCAUAUCUUCAAACACAAUGUUUACUAAUCUAAUACUGGAAUGUACAAUUAAUACACUGAUCACACAUUCAAGCAGAGAGAAUUACAAUGGAUGAGACUGAUCUGAUAAUUAAUGAAUUGAGAAGUCUUCAGUUGUGUUUGAUUUACUAUUUUUGUGCUUUUGUCUGACAAUAUACAAUUAUUUACACAAAACUGGUUUCAUUGAAGUUCGCAUAGCUUGCACUCUGAUGGACGACAAAAGUUUACAACACCAAAAGGCCUAAAUCAGAAACUUACUUUUUAACUGUCCAGAAUAAGAUGACAAGACAUUUAAUGGUUGAAAAAAAUGAGCACAAAGAUAGGAAGAUCAACAAUGUGAGCAGAAUGCAUAAUCUCUCACGCAGUUGGGCAAUUCUCCUUGAUUUACAAUUUCUUUGAUAAAAUGUCAGGGGUACUGUACAAAAGAAACACCGCCAAUAACAAACCAUAAAUUCAACAAUGCAAUGCAAUAAAUUUCUAUACCUUAAUCUCCACUCUUCAAUAAUAAUUUCAUGAUAUGGGAUUUAUUAAUACAAUUUUUCCCUAAAAGCUGUUUCAUCAGUUUGUGGUAACUUUAAUGUAUUUCUCUUUAAAAAUUAUGGCUGCAAAUGCUUGCAUAAAAUAGAAGUACUCCAAAUAAGUACGUACAUAUAACCUGUAUGACUGGCAAAAAAAAAUGCUGAAAUGCAACAGAAUAAAAAUACA